CGCGGGCGGAGAGACGCGCGGAGAUGACGCAGGCAGCACCGGAAGCCGCUCCCCUGUGAGACUGCGGACCCCGAGCAGCGGCCGCUGGUCCAGGCGCCAUGGCUGCGGAGCGGACCCGGCCGCUGCGAGGCUCUGGCGGCCCGAGCGCGCCUAGUCGGUGUGAGCCCGGCGCGAGGUCCCGGGCCCCGGGGCGCUCGCUCAGGUAAAUUUUUCCAUAACCUUAUGGAGAGAAAGGACUUUGAGACAUGGCUUGAUAACAUUUCUGUUACAUUUCUUUCUCUGACGGACUUGCAGAAAAAUGAAACUCUGGAUCACCUGAUUAGUCUGAGUGGGGCAGUCCAGCUCAGGCAUCUCUCCAAUAACCUGGAGACUCUCCUCAAGCGGGACUUCCUCAAACUCCUUCCCCUGGAGCUCAGUUUUUAUUUGUUAAAAUGGCUCGAUCCUCAGACUUUACUCACAUGCUGCCUCGUCUCUAAACAGUGGAAUAAGGUGAUAAGUGCCUGUACAGAGGUGUGGCAGACUGCCUGUAAAAAUUUGGGCUGGCAAAUAGAUGAUUCUGUUCAGGACGCUUUGCACUGGAAGAAGGUUUAUUUGAAGGCUAUUUUGAGAAUGAAGCAACUGGAGGACCACGAAGCCUUUGAGACCUCAUCGUUAAUUGGACACAGUGCCAGAGUGUAUGCACUUUACUACAAAGAUGGACUUCUCUGUACAGGGUCAGAUGACUUGUCUGCGAAACUAUGGGAUGUGAGCACAGGGCAGUGUGUUUAUGGCAUCCAGACCCACACUUGUGCGGCAGUGAAGUUUGAUGAGCAGAAGCUUGUGACAGGCUCCUUUGACAACACUGUGGCCUGCUGGGAAUGGAGUUCCGGAGCCAGGACCCAGCACUUCCGGGGGCACACGGGGGCGGUGUUUAGUGUCGACUACAAUGAUGAACUGGACAUCUUGGUGAGUGGCUCUGCAGACUUCACUGUGAAAGUAUGGGCUUUGUCUGCUGGAACGUGCCUGAACACACUCACCGGGCACACAGAAUGGGUCACCAAGGUGGUUUUACAGAAGUGCAAAGUCAAAUCUCUCUUGCACAGCCCUGGAGACUACAUUCUCUUAAGUGCGGACAAAUAUGAGAUCAAGAUUUGGCCCAUUGGGAGAGAAAUCAACUGCAAGUGCUUAAAGACAUUGUCUGUUUCUGAGGAUAGAAGUAUCUGCCUGCAGCCAAGACUUCAUUUUGAUGGCAAAUACAUCGUCUGUAGUUCAGCACUGGGUCUUUACCAGUGGGACUUCGCCAGUUACGAUAUUCUCAGGGUCAUCAAGACUCCCGAGAUAGCAAACUUGGCCUUGCUUGGCUUUGGAGAUGUCUUUGCCCUGCUGUUUGACAACCGCUACCUGUAUAUCAUGGACUUGCGGACAGAGAGCCUGAUUAGCCGCUGGCCUCUGCCAGAGUAUAGGAAAUCCAAGAGAGGCUCCAGCUUCCUGGCAGGCGAAGCGUCCUGGCUGAACGGACUGGACGGGCACAAUGACACGGGCUUGGUCUUUGCCACCAGCAUGCCUGACCACAGUAUUCACCUGGUGUUGUGGAAGGAGCACGGCUGAUGCCACGAGCUGCCACCGCUGACUGACUUUGGGUGCCAGGGCUGCGGGUUUUGAGUGCAACCUCUGUGGCAGCCGACUGCAUGAACCAAAGUUCUCACCUAACGGUAUCAUCACGCAGUGCACAAUCAUUUAUCUACGUUUGCCAGGGGGCGGGGCUCGGGGUGGGGAGGGCUUGUUUAGUGACACACACCGCAGCAUGCUGAUGGGGAACACCAUGGACUUCAUUCGUACUUAGUUAUGUUGGUCAGUAUAAGAGGGUGCAUUCGGGGUUCAUCUUUCCUGAGUAUUGGUUUUAAGUAAAGAAAUUUAAAUGGCUCAUUAAUCUGCUAAUUGGUUGCCUAUGAAAACACAUUCAGUCCAUUAUUAAAGCUUUUUACCAUUGCCUUUUUUUCUUUUGAAGUUGCAGCAAAGGUGCUAUGAUGUUGUUUCAGCAACUUUUCUCACAUGGGGCUUAGCUUUUAUAACAGCCAGUGUUACAAAGACCACCAAGUCCUGUGACAUUUGUAAACUCUCCUCCAAAUACUAGUUCUGAAGAAAAUCUGUCUUCCAGCGCCAUUCCAGUUCCAUAAAUUGAUGGUUUGUAAUACAUUUUAAACCCUAGUUCUUGGCAGAGUCAAGGCUGGCCAUGUCUGAGGUGUGAGAGUUCUGUAGUUUUUGUUUCUGUGUGGAGUGAGCCGGUGCUGGGUCCCGCACAACCUAGGUGACUGCGCAGAGGUGCCAUGGUACGGUAGAAAGAGCGCUGAGUUGGAAGGUUGAAGACUGGCUCUGUUCCCAGGAACCCUGCACCCCAGGCACGCGCUUCUCUGGGCCCCGUUUCCCUGUCUGCAUAGCUAGUUGUUAGGCCAAGUGAUCGAAGAUUCUUUCUGGCCUUGUGUCUGCUGAGGUGUGCAAACGUUGAUUAUUUGUUUCUGUCUGAUUGCUGAUUCAUUGUUUCUUUGGGUUUGGAGACAAUGCAUAAAUGAAAUCACUGAUACAAAGCUGUCAUCUAUGAGGAAAUCAAAUACCCGGAAAAGAUUGGAUAAAAGGGAAUGUAGAAAAUGUUCACACGUUCCACUUUAAAAACAUAAGUGGUUGGUGGAAGAAGUGCUGAUGGGCGUUGUGCUUCUCCAGAAGGCAGUGUGCCACAUUAGAAAGGAAGGUCCCCGACCCUGACUUUUCCUCCUCCUUUGCCUCUAACUUGAUGCGUAGUCUCAGGCAGGUUAAACUUUCUGUUGAAAAUGAGGGAAUUGCCCUAAAUUAAGAUUCACAAAUCCACAUACCCAGAGGAGCCACGCAGGUAACGGAAGCAAUUGCAGUGCUAGGUCGGAUUGAGCCACACCAGGGGGAGCCUGUCUAGGGGGUGGUUACUCAGCCCUGAAUGUGAGGCAGAGACAAGCCCAGUGUUGGCAGGUGUUUUGGUUUUUCAGGGGGACGUAGAAAUCCAGAAUUGUAACACCCUAAUUUUAAAAAUGUUGAAACUAAUUGAAGAUAAUUUAAAAUGCAGUGGGCUAAACAAAGCAUGUCUGUGGGCUGCCACUUUGCAUUCUCCACCCUCUCAUUCCUGUAAAGUUACAUAAUGCUGCGAUUUGGCAGUGGAAGUGUUUUAACGUAAUUGUCACAAACAUUAGGGAGAAAGGAGAGGGAGCAAGCAGUCGGAAAAAUUCAGCUCUUUCCCACUGCGUUACAGGGGAGUGAGGGGGGCAUAUUUCAUUCACAGAUCAACAGGAAAGUAGUUUGAAGAUGAACUUGAGAACUGGAGCCUGAGUUGAGAGCUUCUGCCUAGAAAUAAGAGUUCUUCAUUCUUCUCGUUAACUCUGAUAUGAAGCAUAUCCAUUUUUCAGGUAGGAAAAGAGUUGCCAGCAGAGCUAGGAAUGAUUCAAACUACAGUGGGGACACAGCUCCCCCAGAAUCCUGUCAGCCUAGAGCCUGACUACGGACCUCUGAAUGCUGGGAAGUUAGGGUUCUAGGGAAAUGAUGGUUGUUUCCAAGGACAGGUUUACUUAAUAUCCAUGUUGAGACUCUAGGGGAUUCGGUAAAAGAACAGUAUCUUUCUCUGUCCCCCAGGUCCGUCUCACGUUGAAUCCUGUGUGUGAGCUCUGCUUGGUCCUCCAAGAAAUGGAACCAGAUUUGAAGCAGGAAUCUAUUUUGCAGGAGCCUCAGGAGGCUUUGAGCAAUGAUGAGGGUAAAUGACUUGCCCCUUUUCAUCCAGCCAGAACAAAAUGAGGUUACUGAUCUUAGGACCAUCCCUACUCCCACCUUACCUUCAGAUGUAUCCAGGGGCUUCAAAGAGCGAGUGAUUGUAAUUAUAGUGGUUGGUGGGGAGAGCUUUUUGAAAACAAACCUGAGACUUGUGUAGCAUCUCCCACUUGCGUUCCCUGUGGUGAACGCCCAGGUUUCCGGUCAGGGCGGCGCAGCUGGCGUUGACAGCAGUGCUGGAGGCAGUGGUUGGAGUCUGGACUCCAGUUCCUCCUCAGAGGCCUUCGUUUCACCUGAGCGUUUUAUUUAAUUGCUUUUUCAAUGCUAGGUUUAUUCAUAGUAUCUCCAGCUCUUAUAAAAAUGGAAAAUAACCCUUAAAAAAAAUAAGGCGAGGCAGGGAGGCAGCAAGAGCAGUGGGUGGGGGGGAUGGGUAACUCAGUCCCCUUUCAGGGAGUUAGGGGGCCUGUCUUCCCCACACACUAACUUUUGUGUCCUUAGGUCAGAGGCAAGGGACUUAUCUUCGCCUCUUCUUUUUCGUGAAUAUUCUCAUUUCUGAAAAUUCUUAAGUCUUGAACAAGUAGACUCCAUCUGGGAUGAGCAAUGGAGUUUUUGAGUGGCCCUGGUGUGGUGGAAGCGGGGCUUCUCUCCUAGAUUUAUGAAGGGAACCGUAACAACUUCAGGCUUCGGGGAAGGUCGGGGUCCAGGACAGCUGAGUGAAUGUGAGGUUUUAGCAGACUGUUGGCAUUCCAGAGGAAGCUGGCUUCCUCCAGCUCCAUUAUUUGCAGUAAUAAGUGUUGUCACAACUGAUUCUAACUUGACCUUUUAGACCUAUCAGAGAGGUAGGAGGAAAGACUUCCUUCAGUGGAGGGGCUAGACUUUGAAGAAGUUCCACAGGAAGGUACACUUAUUUGAGUAGCUUUUAAGUGGAAACGGGGGAAUAUUGCUAUUAAAUUUUAAGGCAUGCACUUCACUUUUCAUAGUUGAAAAUUAAUCUGGCCAUUGAAAACACUUAGUAAAAUGUGAAUGAGGAUUAUAUAGUCAUUCUAGUGUUUGCUGUCAAGAGGAUGGUUACUGCUCUGCAUUUGUGAAACAUCUUAGGGAGAAAAGAAAUACUUUUGGAAACAGUAUUGUUUUAGACAAGACAUUGUUUCUGUUAGGUGAGGCAUUUCCAUCAAAAAGAAGUAGCUCUGGAGAGUGGAGCCUGGCUUUGGCCAAACCCAGCCAGCUCCUUGAAGCUGUGACCAUGUGUCCUGGCUUCUUGGGAGCCCAGAGGUAAAUCUUCCCACUGUCACUCUUGUAGCUCUCCUCGCCUCCUCGUCUGGGCCUGUGUCGGGCCUUGGUGUCUGGGCCGCUUGCCGUCCUCUGUAGGGAAGUGUGCAGUCGGAUUGCUGCCCCAGGAUGCAGCCUGGGCUGGGGCACACUCACCUUUGCCUUUAGGGCCAUAGAGUUGUCAGGAUGAGGAGAGGCCCCUGAGGUCUGUCCCCUUGACAUAGCCUUCCUACCUGUUUUGCUGGUGCUUGCCAAGCUAUUUAAGACAACCGAGACACUUGAGAAUUCUGCAGUCCUCAGACAGAGUGUCUGAUGAAGAGACCAGGUUAGCACUCUGAACGGAAAUGCUGACCUGCCAUCUCCCCGUGCCUGCUCUAGGGAAGUGAAUUUUUUUCAGGAUGAAUCCGCAGACGGAUUACUGGGUGGUCUUUGUACCACUGCCAUCAGCAUAAUCAGGCUGAAAGGCCAUGCUCAGUGCAGAAAGGUGUUUUGCUGUCAAGUGGCUUCAGAGCGUUUGCAGUCCGCCCCAGAGUGGUUUAGUUGCUCACAGCUGGUACUGCAGUCUUGACCAGGUCAACCUACUUUAUUGCAGCUUAAAAGAAUCCAGCUGCUUCUACGCUUCAUGAAUGUGCUCAAAUAAAAAUGUGUCUUUGCAUAUUUAAACCUGGCAAAUUAUUAAUUCAGACGAUAAAAGCUCACGAUUGUUUGAUGUCCCUGUACUCACACUGUAAACAGACAUGUUUCACUAAUUUGGACUUAGUCCUCUUGAUGAGAAUGCUCAGGUUGAAUAAGGCUGGUCUCAUCAAGCCGACAUCUGUGGCAACGUGGAACUCAUGUUUCACUCGUCUGAUGUGUGUUGUGAUCUAGGGGGAAUGAGGUGAAGUUUAUAUUUGAACUGUCUGUGGGGGUGGGCGGGGGGAGAAGGGGCGGCUUAUGUAUGAGCAGACAGUGGCGUGAUUGUGGGACAAGAUGUCUGUAAGACGAGAAGUUAUUUUCAUGCACCAUAGAAGCAUUCUUACACCCACGAGUGACUGUGCUAACUACAAAUCACUUAUAUCUGCAUUGAAGCGGGUUCCCUUGAUUAGGCAACAUUUGGUUAGCCAAGCCCAAGUUAUUGUUUGUACUUGAAAAAAAAAUAAAGCUGCAUUUCCUUAAAAAUA
Molecule: messenger RNA, 6191 nt
Organism: Camelus dromedarius (Arabian camel)
Lineage: Eukaryota; Metazoa; Chordata; Mammalia; Artiodactyla; Camelidae
Gene: FBXW2
Product: F-box and WD repeat domain containing 2
Exons: 8
Coding region: 223-1587 (454 amino acids)
Molecular function (GO): protein binding
Source: RefSeq, a predicted model, not a curated record